AAACCGGUCGUCGUGGCGAUCAUGAGCGGACGCCCGCUGACCCUGUCGUGGGAGAACGACCGGUUCGACGCGAUUCUCGAAGCCUGGCACGGCGGAACGAUGGCCGGCUACGCGCUGGCCGACGUACUGUUCGGCGACCGCGUACCGUCGGGCAAACUGACCGCGACCUUCCCGCAGAGCGUAGGCCAACUCCCGCUGUACUACAACUCGCUGAAUACCGGACGGCCGUACCGCGCCGACUUCUGGGCGACGACCAAAUACCUCGACAUUACGAACGAUCCGGUCUAUCCGUUCGGAUACGGGCUGAGCUACACGACGUUCGAUUACAGCGACAUCCAGCUAGACCGGGCGCAUCUCGCGACCGGUCAGGGAACUGAAAAACUUCGCCGGAUCACGCUGAAACCCGGCGAAACGCAGGGCGUAACGUUCCGCAUCACAACUGCCGACUUGAAAUUCUACAACAGCGAACUGGAGCACGUCUGGGAACCCGGAGAGUUCAACGUCUGCAUCGGUCCGAACUCCCGCGACGUCAAGACGGCCAAAAUAAACUGGACAAAAUAA
Molecule: messenger RNA, 561 nt
Organism: Mycena citricolor
Lineage: Eukaryota; Fungi; Basidiomycota; Agaricomycetes; Agaricales; Mycenaceae
Source: the annotation of a GenBank genome assembly